AUGCCGUCAGAAGAUGAGCAACUGACUGAGCCGGUACCUCGCCGGCCAGCCAUACCGGUGCGGCGUUCCGCGCCCCGGAGGAUCCCACGUCUCGGAGAGCCUGGUCCUGCCUCCGCGGCGUCGGAUACCGACACAACGUCCAGUUCAUCAUCUUCUGGCCCGCCUCCUAUCCGGCGGCGUCCCAUCAGGACGCGUACGGAGAUGGACCUCUCUUUGAGGGGGCCCAUCCUCGAGAAGUCAGAAGACGGCACCCUCGUGCCCCCUGGUGUGGAGUUUGGUCCAGAUUACGACGGCGACCGGCCUCUGCCGGCGCGGACCAGGAACCCGCGCGACAUCCUUAACGAUGGCGAACGGGGGUUCAUCGUGGACCUCAAGAUGAACCUCCAGGUGGAGAUCGAGCUAAAGGCCGCCAUCAUGGGAGACUUGACUCUAUCUGUUUUGUAA
This is a messenger RNA of Colletotrichum karsti, 444 nucleotides long. RefSeq lists its product as uncharacterized. NCBI's taxonomy places the organism in Eukaryota, Fungi, Ascomycota, Sordariomycetes, Glomerellales, Glomerellaceae. The record is from RefSeq and is a predicted model, not a curated record. The transcript has a single exon. Bases 1 to 444 code for a protein of 147 amino acids.